Messenger RNA from Mugil cephalus (flathead mullet), 2544 nucleotides. RefSeq names its product angiopoietin-like 4 (gene angptl4). The transcript has 7 exons. Gene Ontology annotation, biological process: triglyceride homeostasis. Lineage: Eukaryota; Metazoa; Chordata; Actinopteri; Mugiliformes; Mugilidae. The record is from RefSeq and is a predicted model, not a curated record. The coding region runs from base 103 to 1476 and encodes 457 amino acids. Gene Ontology annotation, molecular function: enzyme inhibitor activity.
UCAGCCAGGAGCCUGAGCUCUAAGAUCCAACUCAAGAAGACAGGGCAGGACACUGCACACUUCUGCAACAAGAAAACACACAUUUCAAAGAUUUCAGCAGCAAUGAAGACAACGCUGGCAACUCUGACUCUCUGCCUGGUGGUUCUCUUGGCCACAGGUUUUCCUUUUGAGAGGAAAACCUCACCCUCCGGAGGCGCCACCAAGGAGAAACGUGUUCAGUACGCGGCGUGGGAUGACGUUAAUGUCAUAGCCCAUGGCCUGCUGCAACUGGGCCAGGGGCUGAAGGAGCAUGUGGACAAAACCAAAGUCCAGAUGAGGGACGUGUCCACCAAGAUGAAAGUCUUGAAUCGCACAGUGACCGACCUGGGAAAAGAAAGCCAGAGGCUGCGGACCGAGGGGGAAGCCCUGAAGGCUCGAGCCCAGUCCCUGGAGGACAGAGAGGGGCAGUUGUUGAAUGUCACGGCCGAGCUGAGGGAGAAGGCGGAGGAGAUGCAGCAGGAGAAGAGGACAAUGAGCGAGAGAAUGAACCGGCUGGAGGAGAAGGUGGACAGUAUGCUGCAGGGGGACGCUGGCGGCAGGAACAACAGUGAUGCUCGCAACAUACAGCUCUUGCUGGAGGCUCAAAACAGACGCAUUGACGACCUGAUGGAGCGCAUCAGACUUCAGCAGGAGAAGCUCGACAAACAGAACACGCGCAUCAGGACCCUGCAAAGCCAAGUCCAGCAGUCGAGACAGAGACUCUUCCCCGGGAGCGACAACACGGACGGCUUCGUUGAGCAGCAAGACUCGCCAGUCGAGAUGGCAUCAGACUGUCACGAGCUGUUCCUGAGAGGAGAGACCUCCAGUGGGGUCUACACCAUCCAGCCAGUAAACUCAGAGCCCUUUAAAGUCUUCUGUGAGAUGACAGCUGAUGGUGGAUGGACAGUAAUCCAAAAGCGCCAGGACGGUUCAGUCGACUUUGACCAGCUAUGGCAGGCCUAUGAGAAUGGCUUUGGCAACCUCAACGGGGAGUUCUGGCUGGGUCUGGAAAAGAUCCACUCCAUUGCCAAAGGUGGCGGCUACGUCCUCCAGAUCAAGCUCUCCGACUGGGGGGAUGACCUAGCAGCCGUCCGCCUUCCUUUCAAACUGGGUGGACAGGAAACCAAGUACUCGCUCCUGAUUCAGGAGGCCGGUACUUUCAGUACCAUGGAGAGCUCCCUGGGGGCUGACGCCACCGCCGGUCUGCCUUUCUCCACCAGCGACCAGGACAACGACCAGAAAACUGACACCAACUGUGCUAAACACCUCUCCGGUGGUUGGUGGUUCAGUAACUGCGGCCGCUCCAACCUAAACGGCCGAUACUUCCAGAGUCCUCCACCCAAGCAAAGACACCAGAGGAAGCAGGGCAUCUUCUGGAAGACCUGGAGGGGCCGCUACUACCCUCUAAAGUCCAGCAUGAUGAUGAUUGCUCCUGCCGCAAUCGAGAGCAAGUCAUAAAGAAUAGAAAGAAACAAGGGGGAAAAAUUUGGGACUGGUUGAUGAGGCUUCCAUUUGCUCGGAUGUCUCCCUAUGAAGAAGACUCCAUAGCAGGUCCUCAUAGCAGAAGCAAAAAUAACUCACAUUUAAUGAGUUUCCAUUUCUUUGUUCCCUGGAAAGAUGAUCAGAUUACUUCCCUGCAUAUGAAGCCGCAGAGACUGAAAUAAAACAUGCAUUGGAUUUUUUUUAAAUGUUCCAUUGCAGUCUCCUUGUGUCGGCACGAAGCAGGGGCCCCUUGUCUAGAGAGAGCGUGUCACAGAGCGAGUCCCGGCCUGUCCACUGCGCUUCCAGCGGAUACAUCAGGUCCAACAAGUCGAGACUCGCCACCUCGACGCCACGAGUUGUCAUCUGUGUAUGCGAGCUGAUGUUGCGUUUAACUGUGGCUCUGUAGCAAGCGAACACCAGUGUUGGCUCAAAAGCGGCUUAAGAGAGAGCUCUUAUUUUGUAGAGGAUGCAUGUAGGAGUGAAACUCAGGCUGAUUAAACAAGCCUGUUAAACCAAUGGUGUGGACCAAAUGGUGACUCAAUUAAAAUAAAGAGUCAUUAUCCAUACGAGUACGAUGAGAUUAGUGUUCAAAAGCAUUAUGAAAAGUAAACUAGGGUUACGAUGCAGAGACUGUGUUAACACUGAUUCUAUCGACCAUUCCAGCCUUUUGUACAUAAUACUGUAUUUUCUGUCUGUAAAUUUGAAUCAACGUUUCAGUUUUCUGUGGAAAAAUGGAUGAUAUUAAGUCAUAUUGACUACUUUUGAGCGGAGAGGCAUUGAUUUGUAUAUAGUAUUUGAAGGAAUGUCGUGUUGUGUUGUCUGAAAUAUAACUGUUCCUGAUUCCUUGUGAUAUUAUCUGUGUCCGUUUGACUUGAGAGUCCAUUGUUGUGGAUGUGCUGUUUUCUUAUUUAAAUGUUGUAAAGAAUCAAUAUAUAUAUAUAUAUAUAUAUAUUUCUGCUGCUUCCUGUUUGUAAUUUAUAUUGUUUGUGUUCGUUUUUUCUAAGAGAAAUAACCAUUUUUGGUCAAUAAAAUGAUUUAAACUAA